CCGCUUUGUUGCCGCGCGCAGUAGCUGGAACACUCACACGCGCGCUGGUGCGCGCUCCCGCCCCGUGCAGUUUUCGGGCGCGCGCACGGCACAGCGGCACGGAGAGGCUUUCAUCUGUCUGUCUCUCGGCCUGUCUCUCGGCCUGUCUCUCUCUAAACGGACUGAGUGAUUAUUCCAGGCGACUGAACGAUGUCCUGCGGGAUCCACUGACUCACUUCAUCAGCAGAACCGGACGUCUACUGCCUCGCUCACUCAUCCCUUCACUAUCAUCCACUUGUUCCCUUGCUCCCUCAUCCCCUCGUCUCCUCGUUCCCUUUCUCUGUAGCCAUGGAGGCGCGUGGAAAAUAUGAAUUUAACGCCACGGCGGAGGACGAGCUCAGCUUUCGCAAAGGAGACAUCCUGAAGAUCUACGGCUGUCAGGAUGAGUGGUAUAAAGCAGAAAUGAACGGCCACGAAGGAUUCGUCCCUAAGAACUAUGUGGACAGACAGAUCCCCAGCUGGUACCAGGAGAACGCCAGCCGCAACGCUGCAGAGGAGAUCCUCAUGUCGCGGGAGGUGGGAGCGUUCCUGAUCCGCGGCAGUCAGAGUUCUCCUGGAGAUUUCUCCAUCUCCGUCAGACACGAGUUUGACGUGCAGCAUUUUAAGGUGAUGAAGGACAAUAAAGGUCAUUAUUACCUGUGGAGUGAGAAAUUCACGUCCCUCAACAAGCUGGUGGACUUUUACAAAACCACGUCCAUCUCCAAACAGAAGGAGAUCUUCCUGAGGGACGGGAGCCGAGAGGAACCGGGCGUCUCCGCACCCCAUCCUAGACCCAGCGUUCCCGACGGCCGACCCCAACCAUCUACAGGACACCGCAGACCAGCAGAGCACCCUCACCCUCAGCAGAAUAAACGAGGAAGUUUAGAGGAUCGAUCUCACAACAUGGGUCCUGCAGGGAGGAACAGUCCGGUUAGUUCCCUUCCGACACCCAGACGACCCUCGGACAUCACACCUGCACCGAGGCCGUCCCUACAGGUGAAGGCUCUGUAUGACUUCAUAGCGGAGGAAGAUGAUGAGCUGGGCUUCAACGCCGGUGACAUCAUCGAGGUUCUAGAUCGCUCCGAUGCGUCGUGGUGGAAAGGACGCCUGCGUGGGAACGUCGGACUUUUCCCUGCUAACUACACGUCUUAGAUGUAAACGUACACCCCCCACCCCACCCCAUCCACCCGACCCCAACCCAGGAGAACCGGUUCUUCUGUUCUGUCUUUACACUUUACAUCAGAUUGUUUCCUUUCAUCAUUGAUUAGGAGGACAAGAUUAAUGCGGAUAAUUGGAUUAAUGAUACCGUUAUGAUUUAGUGCGAGUUCUUUGAUGUUGUGCUCUGAACACAGAGGUACGAUUCUGUCUCAGUCGAGACCCCACACACGGACCGGGACCGCCAGUCCUGCUCCCGGACGGUUCUCUCGUCUUAAUGAACCGGCUAACUAACGAGUCUGAGUGUGUUAGCCUGAGUGUGUGUUGGAGCAGGAACACCGGAGUGUGUCCAGGAGCAGGACUGAGGAACACUGUACAUCAGAACACCUUCAGAACUCUCAUGUAUCACUUUUAUAUUUAAUAUUCACUUCAUAAUAACUGACAUCAGAGCCACGAGCGAUCCUUUAAACCAGAAACUAAACUCCUCAUCCCUGAAGUUUGUAAAGCAGAAUGUUUUCAUUUUUUAUUCAUUUGUUUUUUUUUUAUAGUCUUUAUUAUGCCCUAAACAUUAUUCUUGUUUUUGGAUUUUACAAAAUAAACCUCGACAUGGUCUUUACUGUAAUCUAUUAAAUAGAUUAUUAUUAUUAUUAUUAUUAUUAUUAUUAUUAUUUCUAGACUUUAAUGUAGACUAAGAUAUUGACAGUCAAAUAUUCUUUUUUUGGGUCAGUUAUGAUUUUUUUCUGUGAAAUAAAGCAAUAAGAAAAGAGUGAAA
Molecule: messenger RNA, 1945 nt
Organism: Clarias gariepinus (North African catfish)
Lineage: Eukaryota; Metazoa; Chordata; Actinopteri; Siluriformes; Clariidae
Product: GRB2-related adapter protein-like
Exons: 9
Coding region: 328-1170 (280 amino acids)
Molecular function (GO): protein binding
Source: RefSeq, a predicted model, not a curated record